ACAGCUUGCCAGGGAUAGGCAACGGGAGAGUUUCGCUACAAACAAGAGCCUAAAAAGGCCAAUGGAGUGUCUUUGUUGUUGAGAUAGCCUCGCCAGAAUCACAUCAACAGCUAGCCCUUGACGCACAUGGCUGACUUGAAACUUCCUCAUGUGUGGAAUUCGUGGUUACAAUCAGCAUUAAACGCGAAAACCCUGAGAUUAUCUUACGUCGAUGGGAAGCUGUGCCGCGAAUAUACAGUGUCACUACAAGAUCAUCCUCUCCGGCCGCGCGUUGUACCGAAUUCCUCUUAUUAUCUCGAACUAAUAACACGACACUCGUUACCGGAAAAUCAUACACGAACCACUACUACCACCACCACCACACGGUUGGCUCUGACCUUCAAUGAAAUCAUCAAUCAUGCUCCUUACAAUGCCCUAGAGCAAGAUCUAGUCAUACACAAGCAAGAGCUGAUAAGUUUUGCUGAGAGUACAUGGAGUGAGCAAGGAUUGAUUGAUUGAUUUAUACACCAAACCCCCAUCCCCGUAAGCAGUCACUGAUUUCUAAGCUCGGUGCCCUUGUGAGUGUUGAUUAAUACCAGCCCCGAGGGGUUGACGGAUUUGUUAGUGU
Messenger RNA from Aspergillus versicolor CBS 583.65, 607 nucleotides. RefSeq lists its product as uncharacterized. The record is from RefSeq and is a predicted model, not a curated record. Bases 127 to 498 code for a protein of 123 amino acids. The transcript has a single exon. NCBI's taxonomy places the organism in Eukaryota, Fungi, Ascomycota, Eurotiomycetes, Eurotiales, Aspergillaceae.